CUGCGCAUGCGCGAGAAAUCUUCAGAGGGGGCAAAGCCCUUCGUCUAAUAAAACCGAUAGACAGUAAGAAUGGAAACAUUAUUUUGUAGUUCUCAUUUAACACAUUUGUGCCAAUUUCAAUAUUUUUACGUGGUGUCAUGUUAAUAUAAAAGUAGAAUUUUAUGAAAUAUUGUAUGUGACAUUUACAAUGCUACAAAGAUCCAACCAAAAAUUAAUUUUUAUGAUAUUUUACUUUAAAACAUAAGAAAGUGAUAGAUUCGAAUUCUAUGUGAUUUACAUGAAUGAGCACCGACAAGACUGAUUAUGAAACAAAAUAUAUUACUUUAAUUUAUGUAAUUACUUCAUUACUAAAUGCAAGACGAGAUUGUUAUUGAAAUUAACGGUAUUAUUAUAAACAAUCGGUUACUUGCUACUAGUUUUAUAAAAGAGAUUAAAGGACAUAAGUGAAAGUAAUUACAAUAUUAUACUAGCGUGAUCUAUAAAUGAUGCAGACGAUAUUUAUAGAAUUAUGACUUAUAAUUGGGUCAAUCAUUAAGAAAUUUACAAAUGCGGAAAGAUUAAAAAAUUUGUAAUACAUUUUUGAGCAGAAUCUUAUUAAUGAAAUACAUUAAAAUAAAUAGUGCGAGAUCAAGAUAUAAGUUUAUUUUAUUUCUAUAUAUACCAAAGAAUUAUUGCCAAGGUUUUUAUAUUAUCUCACUUCACAAUAAUUUUAAAAUACUGUGUAAAAUGCAGAUGUUAUAUAAUUUAUUCACCUAAUACGAAUAUAAGCAAAAAUUAUUUAAUAAAAAACGGAUUACGAAAUGAUUGCUAAGUAUGUUCUUUUAACAUAAGUGACUUUCAAUGUGAAUAAAAGUUUGUACAUAUGGGUUUUACAAAGAUAUUAAAACGUAUGCUAUAUGCAAAUUUUGCAUCGUGCAGUUCUAAAACGUUAGGAAUACUAGCACCAUUGACAAUCCCACCAUUGCAUAUUGCAUUUUUGUACUACUUUUGGCAAGAAUAUUCAAGAGACGUAGACAAACAGUAUUGUUCUUGUUCAUGUUGGGACACAGUAUUUAAGGGAUCAUAUGAGUCUGGCAUUGCUUCUUAUAAACAUAUGUAUUUUAAUGCCACAUCGAAUACUUUAAAAAUAUGGAUUACAAUUGUAAUUGGAGUUAUUACUUUCUAUGAAGUAGUGAAACAUUUAACAUGGCUAGCUUUUCAUAAUCGCCUUAGACUUUCUAUGAUGAUCCUUUUUUUAACUGCUAUUUUCUCACAUUACUAUACUUGGUGGGUUUAUAUGAAUUAUUGGAAUGAUGAGUUCUAUUCCCAAUGGUACCAUCAAUUGUUUUUCUCUGUCACUGAGCUGAUUUCUACUUUCCUGGUUGUUCAUCUGGCAGAUAAUAAAAAUCCAGUAACUCAUAGAAAAGCAUUUGGUAUAGCUGCAAUAGCUAUUUUACAUAUUUUAGCAGGUGGUUGGGAUCAAUUUGUUGCCAAUGUUUUCAGAGGAGAAGGACAUGCACAUCAGGUUGUACGUGAUCUUGGAUUUAUGAUCCCAGAUAUUCUUCAUGUUGCUAUUCCAUUAUGGACAGUUAAGUGGAAACAUAUAUAUCAUCUUCCUGGUUCUGCCAAACGAGAUCCUAGUAUCAAAAGAGAUCUAGCUUAUAUGUUGGGAAUGAUAUGUAUAGGAUUAUGCAUUUGUGCCAUAUUGUAAUUCAGUCAUUAUAAUGCCUAAAAAUAGUGUCUUAAAGAUAAAAUGAUUGUUUAAUUUAACUUAUUUUCUUAUACAAGUUUUGAAAGAUGUACAUCUAUAAAUGAAUAUUAUUGAAAAAAUAUAUAUGUACACAUAUACAGGCAGUGCAAAAGGUUUGGGGAAAAACUUCAGGAGCAUAUAGCACUCAUCAAAAAAAUCAAAAAGGUCUUAAUAAAUGUAGGUCCAAAAACUAUUAGUUUUGGAGUUACGAAAUGUUCUUGUCAAUAAGAUAUUAACUCCAUAGCAUAUGUUCAAUAUGCCACCUGUUUAUUUACACAUACAAACACACACACACUUGGGCACAUUUUUUCCUAGCACAUCAAUUACUGGCAUUUUUCUUAUCUCUUACAUUGGUUUACUAUAAAACUGUACUAUUAUACACUAAACAUCUCAUAAUUCCAAAGCUAAUGGUUUUUGGAUCCGUGUUUAUUAAGACCUUUUUUACUUGUUUUGAUGAGUACUAUAUACAUACCCCUAAAGUUUUCUCCAACUUUUUUGUACAUCUUGUAUUUAUAAAGCUUUAUAAUGCUUUUUAUGGUGCUGAUACUUUUGCUGAAAGAAAAUUUACUUACAAUUAGUCAAUUUAUUUUAAUAGAUUCCAUUACAAAGUGGUUCCCAUUAUUACUUAUACAAUGUUACACAUUUGAAGAGCUGUUAUCUUUCUAUGUUUUAUUUCAUUUUAUAUAUUCUUAACAUAUUGUAUAUGUGUAUAUAUAUAUAUAUAUAUACACAUAUAUCAACUAUAUAUAUAUAUAUAUAUAUAUAUAGUUGAAAAUGCCUACAAAGUACAAGUUGCUUACAAUAGGAAGGCUAUCCUUUUAGGUUGUUCGUUUCUUUUACGUUUGCAAAGUAGUUUAUCUUAUCUACUAAAACAAGAUAUAUUUUAGGUAUUAACAAAAAAGUAGUACAUGUAAGUAGAGAAAUUAUAAUUAAUCACUUAUAUCUUUAGCAUUGAAAUAAAUAUAUUUGUAGUUAUUCUUUUUCGAUAAUAAUUAAUAGUUAAUUAGUAAUAUUGAUUAACUAUUAAUCUUUGACAUCAGUGAAAUGUAUACUGUAACGAUAAGCGAACAACGAUAUUUGUCUAAAGAUGAGAUUGUGCACAUUUUUUUUGCCAUAAAAAUUGCUUUUUCUUGCUAUAUCUAUAAUAAUUAAUCAAUUUAAUAACGAAUUACUUAGAUCAGAAUAAAUUCCAAAGUAAGUAGUAGUAUACAUUGCCAUUUGAAACUUGCCUACUUUUUGAUAUUAACGAAUGUGUUCUUAAUUUAGAUAUAUUAGUCAUAAUAGUUAUAGAAGUUUAGUUUAGAUGCAAGGAGAAGGUCACUUUCUCGUUUUCAAAAUAUUUAUCAAUAUAUUUUUGUGAUUAUUGUUUGUGUAUAUUGUGUAUACCAGGUAAUUACAAAAUAUUGUUAUAGCUUUGCAGUGCUUUGCACAUUUAUUUAAUAUCGUGAUUAAAUAAAUGAGGAACAUUCAAGAUAAUACAUAUAAAUUAUAUCAACGAAAGGAACAUAUCAUACACAACGUUCGCGAUACGUUUCUUAAAAAUAAAAAUAAUUAUAAAAGAAACAAGGAAUAUAUAAUAUAAUUAUUGGCAGUUUUGAAGAGCAGUGCUCUUGUUAAGGAACAAGGCCACAACAAAGUGCCUACAUACAAUGCGAAUUAUUUUCGUUAAUAUCUCAUUGACUUAAUGUUAUUAUAAUAUACAAAUUGAUUCUACAGGUGAUAAUAGAUAUUGUAUAAGACUUUAAGAACCUUUUACAGAAACCAAUAAUGAAGUAACUAAUUUAAGAAUUAGUUUAUUUCAAAGUAAAAAUUAUUAAUAGUUGGCACUAUUCAUUGUUCUGCUGUAUUAGAGAGAAGAAGAAAUAUUUCAGGACUACAAAAAUAUAACUUAAUUUAAUCCAGUACCAUCCUCUCUGCUUGUAUGUUCCAUAUUUCAUAUUUAAAAAACAAAUUAAUAUUUGAAUUAGUUCAGAGACUUUUAUUUCAUUUUAUUUCUGUAUAAUGAUAACAUUAUACACAAUGAACGUUUAUUAUCGUAUUAUUUAGAGUUUAGUAGAACUCUUUUUGAAUAUAUACAACAUUGACUUUGUUUCAGUAGUAAUUGAAAUAUUCAUUAGUUCAAUGUUUUAUACUAACUAACUUGAGUGAUAUCUACUACACUGAUAAUUCUAUAUUUCUGCAUAUAUUAUACAAGUAAGGAAACAAAUUGAUUUUUUAAUGUUUAAAAGUAACUCUUAUUGAAAGUACUUACUGAAAUUACCUGUUAGUAUUUAUUUAUUCUCGUCAUAUCAAACAUUUGUGAUCAUAUCUCGUAAUAUCAUUGUUAAUAAUGCGGCCUAUAAUAUGAAAUUAUAUUUCUAAUAGUUAUUAAUUUAUUGUAUUAAUUUUAAAUGAGAAUCUAAUUUAUUUUAUUCUUGUGUACCUUUUGUAAAAAUUAGAUCGACCCAAUAUUUAUAUUGUAUUCGAAACAUAUUAGGAAUACUAUGAACGAAAUGUAAUAUCGUAUUUGAAAUUGUGGUUGAUGAAACAUGUAUAAAGAAAAUAAAAUUUACACAAAAGUUUGUUGUA
Bombus pascuorum is the source of this 4297-nucleotide messenger RNA. RefSeq lists its product as uncharacterized. The transcript has 3 exons. Bases 863 to 1690 code for a protein of 275 amino acids. The record is from RefSeq and is a predicted model, not a curated record. Lineage: Eukaryota; Metazoa; Arthropoda; Insecta; Hymenoptera; Apidae.